Molecule: messenger RNA, 3531 nt
Organism: Zychaea mexicana
Lineage: Eukaryota; Fungi; Mucoromycota; Mucoromycetes; Mucorales; Lichtheimiaceae
Exons: 15
Coding region: 149-3508 (1119 amino acids)
Biological process (GO): protein polyubiquitination; ubiquitin-dependent protein catabolic process
Molecular function (GO): ubiquitin protein ligase activity
Source: RefSeq, a predicted model, not a curated record
AUUCUAUUUCGUUCUAUCUCUCGUUCCAGUUGGAAUUCAAUCUGAGACUAAUCUUGGUCUUAUCCCUCACCUCAACCUUUUUCAGCAAGCUUUCUUUUUUCAAACUGUCGUAAUCUCUUUUCUCCUUUAUAUAAACGCACGUACACACAUGAAUUUUAGUUUUGAAGGCAAUUUUAAGCAAAAGCGCAACAUUAAUCUCGGAGGAAAACGAGUUCAGGACGAUAAAAAGACGCUCAUUGCAAAGGCUCAAGCGGACCGGCGUGCUAGAGAGCAAGAGCGGUUAAGGCUGCGCAGUGCUAUAAAGAUACAGUCAUUCUUUCGUGGACGACGAGAAGCGGCCAUUGUACGUCAACAGCGUCUGGGCGAUUUGCAUAAUCUUUUACAGCAGCUCAGCAGUAACAGUAACGACAGUGCAUCGAUCGCCCAUUGCAUACAAACUUUUCUACUCAGAUACAACAAGUCAACGUGCGAUGCAGCAACAGCAAGUCACUUUUGCCGUAUACUCUUACCAGUAACACCAUCAACAACGAAAGACGCGUCUACUACUGCUACUCCCAUUACGUCUCUUUUUUCAAAUACCCAACAACCGAAAGAAGCUGAUAUCUGGUCUUGGCGCGUUAUUCUUUUUAUCAACAGAAUUUUGCUGCCAAUUUUGUACACAACGACAUCAUCGAGCGACAUCCCAUCGAUCCUUCAAUUUCUAGCCGUCGCUGUAAACCCCGAUACUUAUGCGACAGCUAAUCGAGACGCAUAUUUGCGGAUAAUGACGAAUGUUCUCAUCCACGGCGAUCUACUAAGGGCCAUACAACUGGUCAUCAUCGCCGAGGACAGUGAGGAGUACCCGGAACAACAUCAACAAGGAACAUUAGUCAGCAACGUUUUAGAUAUUGUGACCAACGUUAUUCGAUGCCAACCUCCUUACAAUUUCGCACCAUCCAUCAUCCUUCAAUGGCGACCAGCACCAAUAAAACCGGUGAUGAUGUCUGGACUAUUCGGUGGCGGAACAAGUUCCUCAACAAAAGCGGAAACGGAAGAGAACGACCAGAAUAUUCGCUUAAAUAGGGAUCUCGUUGUGGAUCUCAUCGCUCAAAACAUUUUAUCGAUCCCAUUCUUUGUGGACAAACUAUCGCCGACAGUUGCGUCCCGGUAUAUGCAUGCUUUACCAUUUGAAAUGGUACUGAAAUCUAUCAUCCGGCUUAACGAUCGCAAUGCAUGGGCUGAGGAGGACAGGGCAGCAGGAUUGCUGAUUAAUAUCACACAAUUAGCAAAAAUCGAUUCAGAUGUGUACCUUGAAAGAGCCCUAGAACUCUAUGCUCAAUCCAUUCAAGCGCUCUUAUCCAAUAUCCCGCCUUCCUAUUUUGCUGAGCCAAAACCUGAAGAACUCAUUGAAGAAGAUUCUGAUUUCUCUGACGAUUCUGACGUUGAGCGUGGAUUUACUGAAAGUCGGGAUACGGUCAUGACGGAAGCGCGGGUGCAGGCAGAUCCACGAAUCAAGGAACGGCUUGAAUUAUUGUACGAUACACAACAUAUAGACAUUCUGGUGCGCCAUUUCAUUAACAUGGCAGCAGUAGCAUCAUCAUCAUCGCCGUCUGCUUCUGCUGCUACAUCGCCUAUUGAUGUGCAAGAAGUAUCCGGUGAAAUGGCGUGUCUUUUCAAUACCCUGAUGACUCAGUGGCCAUCUAAAAAAGACUCUAUAUUGAAUACACUGUUGUAUCAUCGAUGGUGGUCCGACACGAAUCAAACUGUAGCGGUGCAUUUAGCACAAUUCUUUUGGCGAGCAUGGUCAAACCAUCCUUAUGCUGCUAUUUUUGAUGACGAUGAUCGGAUAAUGGAUCGUUUGCCGGAAGCACUUCGCUCUAUGACCGAUACCACGGGGACUGAGAUUUGGGCCAUACUGUAUCUACUUUGCGAAAUGUAUACCAAGCUGUUGCUGACCAUUGGUGAUGAUGAAUUUUUCGACAAGACCUCUCCAGGCAAUCAGCUUACGCUCCAACAAAUUAUACGGUUUAGCAGACAUCUUAAGAAUCUGUCAUUUACUCUCUUUUGGAGGGCAGGAAGCUUGGAGAUGGAAAACAUGCUUGGCAACACAGGAAUCCGGAUAUCUCAAUUAAGAAGUACAGUGACGCAUGUGCUGCAACAAAUACACAGGAGAGAUUCCAGACGAUCAUUCUGCCCUAUUGAUCACUGGCUUAUAAAAAAACUUGAUUCCGAAGGCUUUUCAUCUGAUGCAGUCGCUGAAGAAUUCUCACUUGAAAACGAUCCAGAGCAACAAUCACGGCAGCCUUCAAAGACACGACUUGCAUUAAUAAGUCCACGACUAGGCGUGCUCAAUAAUAUACCAUUUGUGAUUCCGUUCGAGCAACGUGUCGCGAUUUUCCGCAUGUUUGUACAAAACGAUAGACAACGCAAUAGCCUUGAUUUCUACAUACGACCUGCUGCGGAGGUCACCAUACGACGUGAUCAUGUGUUUGAAGACGGCUUUACGCAUUUGUAUGCUUUAGGAACUGACCUCAAGAAAAGGAUAUCCAUCAGCUUUGUCGACGAAUUUGGACUUCAAGAAGCUGGUAUCGAUGGUGGCGGUGUAUUCAAAGAAUUUCUUACAAGUCUGAGUCGUGAAGCCUUUGAUACCAACUAUGGUCUUUUCCGCGCAACGCCUGAUCAGUUAUUGUAUCCAAAUCCCAGUGGAUAUGCAAUAGAAUCGAGUCAGCUUGCGUAUUUUGAGUUUUUGGGUUUGAUCAUUGGGAAGGCUGUGUACGAGGGUAUUCUGUUGGAUGUUGCAUUUGCCGAGUUUUUUUUAAAGAAAUGCUUGGGUGGCAUGAAUUAUUUGGAUGAUUUACCAUCACUCGAUCCCGAACUCUAUAAUGGUCUUAUCGCCGUGAAAAACUUCCAAGGAAACGUGGAGGAUUUGUCCCUCGAUUUCUCAAUAACAGAUAGUGAAUAUGGCGAAGCACGUACAGUGGAUCUAAUUCCAAACGGCAGCAAUAUACCAGUAACCAAUGCCAAUCGUAUUCCCUAUGUGUACCGUGUCGCAAACUAUCGCCUCAAUAUUCAGAUAGCCAAGCAAUCGAGAGCUUUUUUCAGGGGACUCUCAACCAUUGUGGAUGUCAAAUGGCUGCGUAUGUUCAACCAGACCGAGUUACAGGUCCUUUUGGGUGGCGCAUCCGUGCCAAUUGAUCUCGAAGAUCUUCGAGCACAUACAGUGUAUUCUGGAUACACAGAGCAAGAUGACACUGUCAAGAAUUUGUGGAAAGCGUUGUACAGUUUUAACAAUGAAGAAAGGAUGAAGUUUGUCAAGUUUGUCACGUCGUGUUCCCGACCGCCAUUAUUAGGUUUCAAGGAGUUACGGCCUCAAAUUUGUGUUCGGCUUGCUGGUGCUGAUGAUGGUCGAUUACCUACAAGCUCUACAUGCAUCAACCUGUUAAAACUACCACAAUUUAGCAGUUACAGUAUCUUACGAGAGAAACUGUCAUAUGCAAUCAAUGCUGAAGCAGGAUUUGACUUAUCGUAAAUACAAAUAAACAAAAAUAGCCU